AUGGACGAGCAAAAAUUACCCAUAACAGAGGGGCCGUCUGGUCAGACAGCCGCCCACUCCGAUCACCUGGCUCGGUACACCUCUGUUGUCCCUCCGUUGGCUCGCCAUUCCACGAAGGAAACUAUUCGGGACCCGAAUUUGGACGUCAACCUCCCUUACCGAACGCUAUCCAACGACGCCAACCUUUCCGAGUACAUUACAGAAACGAGGUCGGGGCAGAUACCCGGACCUCUCGAGCCAGAUGGCCAACAUCGCUACAAGCUUGUCACUUUUCUUCCUAACGACCCGGAGAACCCCAAGAACUGGUCCAAAGCUUACAAAUGGUACUGUACUAUGGUUGUGGCUAUCACCUGCUUCGUCGUGGCCUUUGCAUCCAGUGUUGUCACUCCCGACAUCGUGGGCGUAGCCGAGGAAUUCGGGGUCAGCGAGGAGGUUGCACUCCUUAGCAUCACCUUGUUCGUUGUGGGAUUCGGAAUCGGACCCAUGGUUUUCGCCCCUUUGUCUGAAGUUUACGGUAGACGGAUCAUCUACGGCACAACCCUCUUAGUCGCCGUUGUCUUCAUCAUUCCCGGCGCCGUGGCCAAGAACAUCGCUACCCUCCUCGUCGUCCGCGCCAUCGACGGCAUCGCAUUCUCUGCCCCCAUGACCCUAGUCGGCGGCACGAUGGCCGACCUGUGGAAGUCCGAGGAGAGAGGUAUUCCCAUGGCUGCUUUCUCGGCCGCUCCUUUUAUCGGCCCCGCUAUCGGACCGCUGGUUGGCGGCUACUUGUCCGACGCCGCCGGUUGGCGUUGGCUUUACUGGAUUCAGCUCAUUCUGGCCUUCAUCGUCUGGGUCCUGAUCACCUUCACUGUCCCCGAGACAUACGCCCCCACCAUUCUCUCCAGAAGAGCGAAGAAACUCCGGGAGCAGACCGGCGAGAAGGAAUACGUCACGGAAGAGGAUAUCGACAAGAGGCCAUUCGGUGAAAGGGUAGGCAUCUUCCUCAUCCGGCCUUUCCAACUCCUCUUCGGCGAGCUCAUCGUCUUCCUCAUCAGCCUUUACAUGUCCGUGCUGUACGGCUUGCUCUAUAUGUUUUUUGUGGCUUUCCCUAUCAUAUUCCAGGAAGGCAAGGGGUAUUCUGCCGGUACAACUGGCCUCAUGUUCAUCCCAUUGGCCGUAGGCGUAGUAUUAUCGGCCAUGUGCUCCCCCAUCGCCAACACCCAUUACCGAAAGCUUAUCUCGAAGCACCACGGUCUUCCGCCGCCGGAAUUACGACUCAUCCCAAUGAUGGCUUCCUGCUGGCUCAUCCCGAUCGGCCUGAUCAUCUUCGCCUGGACGUCGUACCCGCGCCUUAUAUGGGUGGGCCCGGCCCUCGGCGGCUUCCCCAUCGGCUUCGGCUUCAUCUUCCUAUACAACAGCGCGAAUAACUACCUCGUGGACGCGUACCAGCACCAGGCGGCGUCGGCACUCGCUGCCAAGACGUGCAUCCGGUCGUUCUGGGGCGCGGCCGUGGUACUCUUUACAAUCCAGAUGUACGGCCGGCUCGGAUACCAGUGGGCGAGCACACUGCUCGCAGGCAUCAGCCUGCUGUGUUGCGGCAUCCCGUUCCUAUUCUGGAAGUACGGCGAGCGCAUCCGCCAGCGCAGCCGGUUCGCGUACGCGGGCGAAGAUGACGACAAGGUCAAGGACGCGAGCGAUGAUACGGGUCCCGUCGUCAGGGAAGACGACUCGGAGGACCAGGACCUUCGGCGCGCGAGGAGCUACGUCAGCAAUCCCUAA
Molecule: messenger RNA, 1758 nt
Organism: Durotheca rogersii
Lineage: Eukaryota; Fungi; Ascomycota; Sordariomycetes; Xylariales; Xylariaceae
Product: MFS general substrate transporter
Exons: 4
Coding region: 1-1758 (585 amino acids)
Biological process (GO): transmembrane transport
Molecular function (GO): transmembrane transporter activity
Source: RefSeq, a predicted model, not a curated record